This is a messenger RNA of Symbiodinium pilosum, 828 nucleotides long. NCBI's taxonomy places the organism in Eukaryota, Dinophyceae, Suessiales, Symbiodiniaceae. The record is from the annotation of a GenBank genome assembly.
GAACAGCAAAAGGAUGCCGAGCUGGCGGACCGGCGCGUGGUCUGCGCUGAGGACCUUGUACGGUUCCAUCAAGAGCAGAGGAGGAUGAUGGCAAGCCACUGGAAGCAGCAGUGCCAAAUGAAGGAUGAGCGGAUCCGUUACUUGAACCUCCAGCUGACCGAGUACACGAUUGACUGGCAGCAGCUGGGUGUCCAGAGACAAACCGAGGCCAGCCUCUCCCACGAGCAUUACUGCCUCGAGGACCGCCAUCGGCACCUCCUGCAGACCCAGCGGGAUCUUGCAACAGAAACUUCAAGGCUGGAGGCACGCUUAGAAGAGGCCAAAGUGGAGGAAGUGCGGCUCACUGAUGAGCUGCGACUUGCCGAGGCCAGCCUUGACAGAGCAAGCCGCCAAAGCUGUGGCAUGGAGGCAGGUCUUGAUGCGGCGGAGCCACGAUGUGUCCCACGCUGGAAGGACCUCGUCCAAGCGCCCAAGUCUCAUCGGUGCAUCUGGCGAGAUGAGUUGGACGUAAGGGAAACCCAGCUGGAGAAGAUCACCGCGCAGCUAGAGCGCACGGACAGCGCGCUUAAGGGCGCCCAGGUUGCCUUGGCCUCGCAACGAGCAAAGCAUCAGGAGAUGAAGACCCGCCAUGGGGAUGCUGAGUCGAAACUGCGCGAGAGCGAACGCCUCCGAGUCCAAAGCCAACGUCGAUGCCAGGAGCUAGGCAGAGCUGAGGCUGCCAUGCUCCGCCUGCUGGAGGCCGUGGAAGCUCAUGGCCCGAACACUCCAUCAGGUCCGUCAGCUCCACCUCUGCAGACUGAGUCAAGCUCAAGCCUGCCCGAGUCGUGA